Rhipicephalus sanguineus (brown dog tick) is the source of this 3433-nucleotide messenger RNA. RefSeq lists its product as uncharacterized. The transcript is spliced from 2 exons. NCBI's taxonomy places the organism in Eukaryota, Metazoa, Arthropoda, Arachnida, Ixodida, Ixodidae. Bases 323 to 877 code for a protein of 184 amino acids. The record is from RefSeq and is a predicted model, not a curated record.
GUGCAACGCUGCGACCCAAUUGUUACAUUAGUUUUAACCCGCGUUGUCACUUAUUGAAGUGAUGCGUGAUUACUUUGACGUGCCGUACGACCUAUUUAAAAGGCACGUAAGUGCAGCUUAACGUUUCAAGACGUGCGCACGAGCCGCGAUCGCUUUGUCUCCUUGCCUCGAUUUCUCGCUCACGUGAACAUUCUUUCGAGUUUUCUGUCUGUGUGUCUCGUGCCGUCGCGCGCUUUCGACAGCCGGGGCACUGGUCGUCGCUGACAGCGUCAUUGUUCGUUUCAUAUUUUGUAUCCGAUGAGAGAGACGAACAACAUCGUCGAUGAAGCGGCCGAGGAGUCCAUGUUUUGCCGGCCAGCGGCGGCGGCGCAAGUUACUGCGUCGUCUGCACGACUCGGAGGCAGCGUAUGCAGCGCCGCUUUUCCGCCGCAAGCGUUCGCUCGACUGCGGUCUCGAUCGAACGCCGGGUUCUCCGCCGCCAGUAAAGAGACCGCGGCUCGACGGCAGCCAUGCCUUCCUCUGGGAAAUCCAGGAGACACCGAAAGAACCGACCUUCGGUAAGGAUUCCAAGCACAACAAGCAACACAAGAAUGGCGGCAACGCUAGCGGAGCACCCGCCGUGAAUGCUGCGCUUGCGCAGUCGCCUCCGGUCACGUCUCCAAUGGAGGCGCAGGCACCGCCCAUGGUCGAACCGGGCGGCUGCUGCGACAAGCUGGACCUGUCCGCGGUGCUGAUGUCCGGACCCCCGCUGCCCGCCGACGCCGCCAUGGAGCUGGCCAGCCCGCCGGCCUCGGACGAAGACGACCCGGCGUUCAACGCCUUCAACUACUGGAAGACCCCGUUCCCCGACGUCAGCGUCGACGUCAUCAUGGAGUAACGAGAGAGGAGGGGAGACAAGUAGACCACCCGCCAUCUUCAAGGCCAGCCCCGCUUCGCUUCCCCGCCAGCUGCCUACAUCACUGAAUAAUUUCCAUUUCAGUCAUUUUCUUUCUCACCACCAUGUUCCCACACUGACUGCGUCCCAUCGCUGUCUUAUACCGUUGUCACGCGGGCAAUCGCGACCAGGGUCGAUCCGGAUCGGACUUCGUGAUCACUGCUAACGAGUUGGUCGCUGCUACACGGUCCAGACUAAAGGGCGAGACAGACGGUACGAUUUUGCAUGCGAUGCGACGUCCGACACGGCGGUGGGGGAGAGGGAAUUGUGGCUGCCCGAUGCUAUGAAAGGUCACCAUUCCGGUUUCCCCACCGCCGUGUCGGACGUCGCAUCGCAUGGAAAAUCAUACCGUCUGUCUCGGGCUUAAUCCGAAUCGAGCUUGGCGCUGACGUCAUUCAAAUCGCGAUCUAGCAGCCUGAUCUCGAUGCGCUGAUCACGAUCGUCUUGGUCCCGAUCUGGCCUGAUCGCGUUAAAAGAAGCUGUGUAACAGCACCUGACCCUGAUAAAGCGUAAUCCGGAUCGGCCCUGAUCGCGGUGGAAUUGUGCCCGUGUUACACCGGUAUUAAAUACUGGAUUGCGCAGAUGCGACACAGGACCAAGAAAGAAAGAACACUGAAGCACAGGACUUUCUUAUUUGGUACUGUGUGAAAUGUGCGCUGUCCAGUACUUUAAGAGAGCCAAGUAGCUCAGAAACGAAGUUUGUUAACUCCCAUUGUUGUUUCGUUCAUAUCGUUCCCUGUCCUGCAGUCACCCCUUCCACCAACAGACCACGCUUGCUUAGUACUUAAAAGGGCCCGUGUUAUAAUAAACGCGCAGAAGAUAGCGGGUUUCGCGCUUAAAACUUUCGUUGUAGUAGUAGUCGCCACGUUGAUGCAGUAGAUCGCUUUCGCCAUUUGUUUGUACGAAGAAAGGGCAAAAAAAAAAAGUUGGAGCCACGCAGAUCGCGCACAGCUGGCAGAUAUCAACCAGGAAAAUGUGCCCUGAAUGGAUACACGCCUCUGAGUGUAAGCGCCUUGUCAGUGAAUAUUUUUUCCCGCGCGUUUAUUUUUUUCCCCGUUGCUCCGGAUGUCGUUAAAAGCUUUAGCUUAUCGUAAGCGGACGCUGAACGUCGUAUCCGGCAACAGAAGUCAAUAACGCCUUUCGGCUUGAGGAUUGAAGUGUUUUUGGAGACGCCUUGCGGCGCUGUGGUCAAACCACAAGCAGCUGGAAACGUGCUACUUCUGUCGUACGAGUGCACCCCUUCGAAUAAAAGAAAAGUCAGCUGUUUAUGUGCAGUACUAAUGGUCAUGUAUGUGCAUCGAUUAAGCGCAGGUGGAAACAACCUAAAGUGCAGCGAUUGUAUAACACGUGCGUUUUUGUUUAACACAGCGCCUCAAGAGGUGUCACCAGUGCUCGUUCUGUGGUCUGUCUUCGCCAGUACGUCUGUGAUGUUUCGGGGGGGGGGGGGGGGUGUAUUCAUUUGCAUGUGGCUUUCGCCAAGCCCCCCUUUUUUUUUUAGAUCUCAUAAGGAGCUUUCUUCACAUUCUCUUGACGAAUUGUAUGUAUGUGUUUCUUCACCCGCGCAUUCAUAGUUUGGCGUGUGCCGACACAAUGCCCUGCUAUGCCGGAUGAAGUGUCUCGCUCAUAGUAGCAAGUGUUAAUGAUAGAGAAACCCUAUCGAAAAUGCGUUGAAGCGCGAUAGAAUAAUGGCAAAAUUUGUAAUAUACAAGAAAGAAAGAACGAAGAAAAAAAACUGCAGUCUCUUUUUCUUGUCGCAUACGUUUGUCUUUUUGCCGUUCUGUUCAAGUAUCUUAACAAAAAUCUCGUGGGAAACAAUAUGACAAAUUAAAUAACAGAAAAUAUGAAAUAAAUGUAACAACGACUGAACGCAUUUAAGCACUCUGUGUGCUGGGUAACAUCUCUGUAAGAUUCACGUUUUCAGCUUGCAUUUGCGGCCCGUCAGGUUUGACGGCAUCCAUUGAAUUGACGUGCAAGUUCAUUUUGUGUAAAUGGCGCGGGAUGGGUCAGGACUUUUACAGAAGCGAUAACAAGUAAUUCAAGCAUGAGAACUAAUGUCGCGGCUACCGUUGUCAUAGGAUGAUAUAGCACGCAUGUCUUACCAUUGAUUCCAGUUCAUUUACCAUUGAUAAUGAACAAGACUACGGUGUUAAUUUUUUUCGUAAGAUGCUGUCAAACACAUUGCUGCGCAACGAACGUUUUGUGAAUGUACAGCACAUGCGUCAACUACGCGGGCGUGAGUGCGUGGCCGUCGGUUUGCUUGUUCAUGUUGGAGUGCGCUACAUGUUUUGUGGUUGACCAUAUUUGCUGGCUACUGGAAAGCAAAUGGCUGCCGCCAGUCGCAAGGUAGUUCUGGAAAGCUUAUGCCCCCCUGUUCAUUUCGCGCAUUUGCGUGUUCUUUGUGUGUGUAUAUAUACAUAUAUGUCUGGCGGUCGCCCAUACCUGUUUCUUGACUUGUGUUUCUUUGACAAAUGGAAUAAAUAUAUUCUUUCGUGGUGUUCA